Fukomys damarensis (Damara mole-rat) is the source of this 3483-nucleotide messenger RNA. RefSeq names its product MER proto-oncogene, tyrosine kinase (gene Mertk). NCBI's taxonomy places the organism in Eukaryota, Metazoa, Chordata, Mammalia, Rodentia, Bathyergidae. The transcript has 19 exons. The record is from RefSeq and is a predicted model, not a curated record. Gene Ontology annotation, cellular component: signaling receptor complex. Gene Ontology annotation, biological process: cell surface receptor protein tyrosine kinase signaling pathway; multicellular organism development; phagocytosis. Gene Ontology annotation, molecular function: transmembrane receptor protein tyrosine kinase activity; ATP binding; protein binding. Bases 49 to 3009 code for a protein of 986 amino acids.
UUCGGGACGACCGUCAGUCUGCGGAUCGCUUCCAGCCCCCAGCCCGCGAUGGGGCCGGCCCCGCUGGGGCUGCUGCUGGGGCUUUUGCUUCCCGCGCUCCGGAGUGGAGCUAUUGCCAAAAUGAGGGAAGAAACCAAGCCCUACCACCUAUUCCCAAGAAGCCUGCAAGCAGACCACAGGCUAUUUUCCUAUCCUUACACCAGUGGGUACCAGCCUGCUUCGAUGUUGUCACCCACCCAGCCUGGAAGACCACAUCCGGGAAACACGGCUAUCCCCCAGGCCACCCCUGCUGCCACAAAGCUCCGACCACCCGUUGCAUUUAAUCACACAAUUGGACACAUAAUACUUUCCGAACACAAAGAUGUCAAAUUUAAUUGUUCCAUCAAUAUACCUAAUGUGUACCAGGAAACUGAAAGUGUUUCCUGGUGGAAAGAUGGGAAGGAAUUGCGAAGGGCACAUAAUACAAUCACACAGUAUUAUCCUGAUAACGAAGUAACAUCGAUAAUUGCAUCCUUCAGCAUCACCAGUGUGCAGCGCUCAGACAGUGGAUCAUAUAUUUGUAAGAUGAAAGUAAACAAUAUCGAGAUUGUGUCUGACCCCAUUGACAUCGAGGUACAAGGACUUCCCUACUUCACCAAGCAGCCCGAGAACCUCAACAUCUCAAGAAACACAGCCUUCAACCUCACCUGCCAGGCUGUGGGCCCCCCUGAGCCCGUUGACAUUUUCUGGGUUCAAAACAGCAGCCGCAUUAAUGAACGGCCUGAAAAAUCUCCCUCUGUUCUAACCGUUCCUGGUUUGACAGAGAUGGCGAUCUUCAGUUGCGAGGCCCACAAUGACAAAGGGCUGACUGUGUCCAAGGGUGUGCAGGUCAACAUCAAAGCAAUUCCCUCCCCACCGAGCAAAGUCCACAUCCGCAACAGUACAGCGCACAGCAUUCUGAUCUCCUGGGUCCCUGGUUUUGAUGGCUACUCCCCAUUCAGGAACUGCAGCAUUCAGGUCAAGGAAGUUGAUCCUCUGAGUAAUGGCUCAGUCAUGAUUUUUAACACCUCGGCUUCACCACAUCUGUAUCAAAUCCAGCAGCUGCAAGCCCUGGCUAAUUACAGCAUUGGUGUGUCCUGCAAGAACGAAAUUGGCUGGUCCUCAGUAAGCCCAUGGAUUCUGGCCAGCACGACCGAGGGAGCUCCAACAAUAGCACCUUUAAAUGUCACUGUGCUUCUGGAUGAAUCUGCUAAUAAUGUGAAUAUCAGCUGGAUGCAGCCUCCAAUUAAGCAGCAGGACGGGGAGCUGGUGGGCUACCGGAUAUCCCACAUGUGGCAGAGUGACAAGACUUCUAAAGAGUUUUUUGAAGAAGUCAGCCAGAGUGGCAGCCGGGCCCAGAUUUCUGUUAAAGUCUACAACGCCACGUACUCAGUGAGGAUUGCGGCUGUCACUAAAGGGGGAGUUGGGCCUUUCAGCGACCCGGUGAAGAUAUUCAUCCCAGCACAGGGUGUGGACUCCGCCCCGUCCUCCACCCCGGCGCCCAGCAGCGCGGACCCCGUGCUAGUUGUCCUCGGCUGCCUGUGCGGAUUUAUUCUCAUUGGGCUGAUUUUAUACAUUUCCCUGGCCAUCAGAAAAAGAAUGCAAGAGACGAAGUUCGGGACUGCAUUCACAGAGGAGGAUUCUGAAUUGGUUGUAAAUUAUAUAGCAAAGAAGUCUUACUGUCGGCGAGCCAUUGAACUUACCUUACAGAGCUUGGGAGUCAGUGAGGAACUACAAAAUAAACUAGAAGAUGUUGUGAUUGACAGGAAUUUUCUAAUUCUUGGAAAAGUCCUGGGGGAAGGAGAAUUCGGGUCUGUGAUGGAAGGAAACCUGAAGCAGCAGGCUGGGACCUCUCAGAAGGUGGCAGUGAAGACCAUGAAGUUGGACAACUUCUCGCAGCGGGAGAUAGAGGAGUUUCUCAGUGAGGCAGCGUGCAUGAAAGACUUCAGUCACCCUAAUGUCAUCCGACUUCUUGGCGUGUGUAUAGAAAUGAGCUCUCAAGGCAUCCCAAAGCCCAUGGUGAUUUUACCCUUCAUGAAAUACGGGGACCUGCACACCUACUUACUGUACUCCCGACUGGAGACGGGCCCAAAGCAUAUUCCUCUGCAGACACUGUUGAAAUUCAUGGUGGACAUUGCCCUGGGAAUGGAGUAUCUGAGCAACAGGAAUUUUCUCCAUCGGGAUUUAGCUGCUCGAAACUGCAUGUUGCGAGAUGACAUGACUGUCUGUGUGGCCGACUUUGGCCUCUCUAAGAAGAUUUACAGCGGCGAUUACUACCGCCAAGGCCGCAUUGCGAAGAUGCCUGUGAAGUGGAUUGCCAUAGAGAGCCUCGCAGAUCGAGUCUACACGAGUAAAAGUGACGUGUGGGCAUUUGGCGUGACCAUGUGGGAAAUAGCAACGCGGGGAAUGACACCCUAUCCCGGAGUCCAGAACCACGAGAUGUACGACUACCUUCUCCAUGGCCACAGGCUGAGGCAGCCUGAGGACUGCCUGGAUGAACUGUACGAAAUCAUGUUCUCCUGCUGGAGUGCAGACCCCUUGGACCGACCCACCUUCUCAGUGCUGAGGCUGCAGCUAGAAAAGCUCUCAGAGAGUUUGCCUGAUGCACAGGACAAAUCAGCUGUCAUCUAUGUGAACACCCCAUUGCCAGAGAGCUGUGACGGCCUGGCUGAGGGCCUGGCACUUGCUCAGCUGGACAUGAACAUCGACCCCGACUCCAUCAUUGCCUCCUGUACCCCCAGUGCAGCCGUGAGUGUGGUCAAGGCGGAGGUCCAUGAGAACAAAGCUCAGGAAGAAAGGUACAUCCUGAAUGGAGGCAGUGAGGAGUGGGACGAUCAGGCCUCCACAUGCCUGGCUAUAGCCCCAGAGGACAGACUUGGACAAAAUCGUGGCUCAUGGUCCCACUGUAGCACGCUGCCCUUGGGCAGCACAUCCCCAGAUGAACUUUUGUUUGCCGAUGACUCCCCAGAAGAGUCAGAAGUCCUGAUGUGAGCCGAGCAAAGUGAAGAUGUGCCAAGCCCAAGUGCCUUCUCCUGCCUUAGGAGGAUCCAUUUCUGCCUAAUGUUUUUAUUUGAACUUUGUUUGAGGUAUGGGAGAUUGAGCCCAAGGCCUUCUCACUAAACUGCAUCCCCAACCCCCAGCCUCUUUUCUUUUAGUUUUUUGAGAAAGGGUCUUGGUGAAUUCCCCAGGCAGAACUCAAGCUUACACUCCUCCUGCCUCAGCCUCCCAAAGUCCUGGGAUUAUAAGUGUGCACCACCAAUCCCAGCUGCCGGAUGCUUUUUGUGCAGUAUUUGUUUUCUUAACUAAGGAAAUUCCAUGGUCCCAGAGCAUCUUCUGAAUGUCAUCAAGUAAGUCUCCAUUAAAAACAAAUAAUAGGGUUUGGGGUAUAGCUUGGCACUAGAGUGCCUGCUUUGCAAGUACAAAGCCCUAGGUUCUGCUCCAGCACCAUAAAAAAUAAAAAUACAU